CCCCGCCCCUCUCGGAGCGGCGCCGGACGGUUUCGCUCUGAAGAAUUUUGUCCUCAGCGCCGAGCCGUUUCCCGGCCUCCGCCGCUGCCAUGGCGGCAGCUCCGCCGGUCUCCAAGGCCGAGUAUCUGAAGCGUUACUUGUCCGGACCAGAUGCCGGCGUCGAUGGAGCCCCGCAGUCCGGUCGCAAACGGCGCAAAAAGCGGCCGAAGCCCAGCGGGGCCGGCGGUAAGGGAAUGCGGAUUGUGGAUGAUGAUGUGAGCUGGACCGCGAUCUCCACCACCAACCCGGAGAAGGAAGAGGAAGAUGAUGGGGAUCUGCCCGUGGUGGCUGAGUUUGUGGAUGAAAGGCCGGAAGAGGUAAAACAGAUGGAAGCCUUUCGCUCCAGUGCCAAAUGGAAGCUUCUAGGAGGUCACAGUGAGGACCUGCCUUCUCCAGGGCGUUCCCAUCACGACACCCCGGAUCCGUCUCCUCCCAGGAGGGGCCGUCAGGAUACUCCAGACCCUUCCCCUGCCAGGGCAAUCCGUCAUGACACCCCAGAACCCUCCCCUCCCAGGGGCAUCCGUCACGACACUCCGGAUCCCUCCCCUCCUAGGAAGAUUCGUCACGACACCCCGGAUCCCUCUCCUCCCAGGAGGAUUCGUCACGACAGCCCGGAUCCUUCCCCUCCCAGGAGGGUCCGUCACGACAGCCCGGAUCCCUCCCCUCCCAGGAGGGUCCGUCAUGACAGCCCGGAUCCCUCCCCUCCCAGGAGAGUCCGUCACGACAGCCCGGAUCCCUCCCCUCCCAGGAGGGUCCAGCGUGACUCCCCUAGGAGGUCCCGUCCUGGUUCAGCAGAAACAUCUUUUCCUGGGAGAGCUCACAGUUCUUCCAGAAGAGCCCGUGACAGUUCCCCGGACACAUGCCAACCCAGGAUGACUCUUAACAGCUCGGACACAGGGCAACUCAGGAGGGCCCGUCAUGACUCCCCUAGUUCGGCACCUGAUGUCACUCAUUCAGUGUCCAAAACCAAAAGUAACAAAGCCCCAGAAACGGCACCUAGCAAGAUUUCUCAUUCAUCACUCCCAAAGAAGAGCAAAUAUGACUGUGACUCAGAGCUCUCCCCGCCACACAAAAAGAAAGCAAAAUCACAUUUUGGAGACAAGAAGCAGCUUGAUUCUAAAGGGACCUGCCAGGAAGCUCCUGAUUCUGAUCUUUCUCCUCCACGCCGUAAACAAAACCCAAGGCCUCAGAAUUCAGAUUCAGACCUGUCUCCUCCACGGAAUAGACCUCAGCGCCGAAGCUCUGAUUCUGACCUCUCUCCACCACGGAGGAAACGGCAAACCAGGUCCCCUGAUUCUGACCUCUCUCCACCACGGAGGAAACGGCAAACCAGGUCCCCUGAUUCUGACCUCUCUCCACCAAGGAGGAAACGGCAAACCAAGUCUCCUGAUUCUGACCUCUCUCCACCAAGGAGGAAACGGCAAACCAGGUCCCCUGAUUCAGAUCUGUCUCCACCAAGGAGAAGUCAGUCUUCUGGAAAGAGGGCUGCGCACAUGUAUUCUGGGGCGAAAACUGGGUUGGUGUUGAAUAAUGUAAAGCAAGAACAGCAGGAACUCAAGAAACAGGACCAAGAAUCCAUGGAGUUCGAAGCUCAAUUCCAGUUUGCUGAAACUGUAUUUCGAGAUAAACUUGGUCGUAAGAGGAAUUUGAAGCUGGAGCGUUUAGAGGAGAGGAGAAAAGCGGAGAAGGACAUGGAGAGAGAUGAGUUGUAUGCACGAUGGGGAAAAGGGCUUGCCCAGGGCCGGCAACAGGAACAAAAUGUGGAGGAUGCAAUAAAAGAGAUGCAGAAGCCUCUGGCCCGAUACAUUGAUGAUGAAGACCUCGAUCGGAUGCUGAGAGAACAAGAAAGGGAAGGGGACCCCAUGGCCAACUUCAUCAAGAAGAGUAAGGCCAAGGAGAACAAGAAUAAGAAAGUGAGACCUCGCUACAGUGGCCCAGCACCUCCACCCAACAGAUUCAACAUCUGGCCUGGGUAUCGAUGGGAUGGAGUGGACAGAUCCAAUGGGUUUGAACAGAAGCGCUUUGCCAGGCUUGCCAGCAAGAAGGCAGUGGAAGAACUUGCCUACAAGUGGAGCGUUGAAGAUAUGUAACUUUCCAGAGCCUGUGCAGGUAGAUGUGGGCUGUAGUGGCGGGCACAGGGCAGCUAGACCUCCGGCAGGAAUGAUCCUCCGUACUCGUGAUCACAGCCACGCAGACCAGCAGUCAACACGGGGUUCACCACAGAAGAAUGAAGCCAGAUUUUUGGACAGAGGUACCUGUGCUUUGCAGGUGUUCCAGCACUGGCUGUGGCUGACUUUUCACAGGAAGCACUGAUUUCCGUGCCCCAUCCUUUGUUCUUGGUUGAAAUUUUUUUCCUUCUUUUUAAAAAUAAACACUCAUUUAUUUU
Ochotona curzoniae (black-lipped pika) is the source of this 2425-nucleotide messenger RNA. It is a transcript of the gene BUD13, whose product is annotated as BUD13 homolog. Lineage: Eukaryota; Metazoa; Chordata; Mammalia; Lagomorpha; Ochotonidae. Gene Ontology annotation, cellular component: U2-type spliceosomal complex; RES complex. The record is from RefSeq and is a predicted model, not a curated record. Gene Ontology annotation, biological process: mRNA splicing, via spliceosome. Gene Ontology annotation, molecular function: RNA binding. Bases 90 to 2129 code for a protein of 679 amino acids. The transcript is spliced from 10 exons.